AUGGAGGAUGCCCCUCCCAUUCGCCGACUGCUUCAAAAUGCAAGACCCGUGUUACAUCACCUGGAAGCCCAGCUGAAGCAAACGAUCUCUACUCACUUGAGAAUCCCCGAUACCGCUGCUUCUAAGGGCAAGCUUGCCGUCAAACCGUCAACGUAUGGCGAGAUUCUGCCUCGAAUGCUUAGGAGGAAAAAAGCGUAUCGGCCUUCUCUAGAUGUACUGGGCCUUGAGCUUAUUCUUUUAAUUUUCAAUAUGGUAUACGAAGAGAACCCGCGCUCAAUGGAUAAUCUCGUGCUAGUCAACUCGUACUACCAUCAUGCAGCGCGGUAUUGCCAGCAUAGAGAUGUAACGUUCCUCAUUGAAAGCCCACACCAGAAGAGUUUCCACGAUCGCCUGGCCUAUAUCGAGAAACACGGCUUGAUACCUGCCAUUCGAAGCAUAAGAGUGGAUGCCCCUGAAAUAGAGGAAGACGAAAAAUGUCUAGAUGCCCUAGUUCAGUUCAUGCAGAAAGCUACAGGACUAAGGGAUCUGGAAUGGUGGAACACAAUGUUGUACACACCAUCAAACCGGUAUCGGUCCCUUCCCCUACCACCUGUCGUGUCAGUCGGCAUUCCCGAGAAAGUCGUGUUCGCUCUACCGCUUGGGGAAAGCGUCCGACUUCAUACCACCAUUAGGUCACUUGAUCGUGCUGUUUAUCCUAUACCGGAUGUUCGGAUGCCUGUGUAUACCGCACCGCUCCUAAAAAGAAGUGACAGUUUGCAUUCGCUCAACAUGAUCUUCACCUACAAUGAUGAGGAAAGCUGUAUCAAGUUUGCUCAAAUUGCCAAACAAAUUCUCUUGUCCAGCCCAAACGUCCGAAAGCUUCGCAUUGACUUUGGGCCUCAGGGCGAGGAACAUCUCUCAUUUCCUCUACCUGGAAGCUACACCGGGCUUGGGUUCGUUGAUGGUGAACGACCCCCAGCGCUAGAGAGUCUUGAACUUAUCAGGUAUGAGUUCGGAUACCAAAAAGAGAUUGAACCAGGGUACAUCAGUGGCAGCCAUGUUGGCUAUCCUGGGAACGGACACGAGUCGGGCUACUGGGCUGAGGUUUUCGACUGGUCCAGGCUCAAGCGCCUAACAAUUGCGAACGUGGACUUUGCACUCAAACUAGCGCCGAAACUCAUCUCAAUCGAGCAUGUGGUCUUCGACAGACCCCGGGGUACCGAGAGAGUUAUAGAUUUCUAUGAAUCAGUCCCAAAUGCUCUACAAAGUAUCACAAUCCCCAGAUUCAGUGCCCUAGGCCUGGGUGGGAUCAUCAGGCAUGGUUCCAACCUAAGAGUACUUAAGAUUCAUCAAAAGGAGACAAAGACUUGGGCCGACGAGACCAUUAACGCAUCCUCUUUAUUAACAAUCCAACGGGAGUGUCCUCUCAUAGAGGAACUGGCUCUCGAUAUCAGUCGAAAUGGCGAUUGGCCUUAUGAUAUUCUUGAGGUCCUAGCGGGCUUCCCAAAGCUACGAAUUUUAACAAUCUGGUUCGAGAUGGGCUGGGUAGGCCGCGAACCAGAUGAAAUCGUUCGGCCGCUGGUGACCUAUCCUGCCGUUGAUGAGCUCUAUCGUCAUAUCUGCUUGAUACGCCCCCGGACAUUACCACCCCUGGGCACGCUCAAGGUAUACUGUAGAGGCGGCAAAGAAGGUAAUGAUUGCACUUUACCAGAACGUGUUUGGGCAGAUGUAAAUAUAUCCGGCUUCGUCUGUCAGCUCCUUGAGCGAGGUGAUGAAGCGUCCGAUCUUGUGUUCGAUAUAACUUGCCCGGAACUGAGCGACAAGGACAAUUUAUUUCUAGCACAGACGAGGAAACCACAAAAGUUGGGACGCUUCAAUCGAAAGCCUCGUCCCCAGGAUUUUCGGUUCAUGGGCAAAGUCGAAUUGGCGAUGCUUGGGCCACGUCCCUUUCGUCCACCACCUACUUAG
Clonostachys solani is the source of this 1947-nucleotide messenger RNA. NCBI's taxonomy places the organism in Eukaryota, Fungi, Ascomycota, Sordariomycetes, Hypocreales, Bionectriaceae. The record is from the annotation of a GenBank genome assembly.